Mauremys mutica (yellowpond turtle) is the source of this 2188-nucleotide messenger RNA. RefSeq names its product FGF1 intracellular binding protein (gene FIBP). The record is from RefSeq and is a predicted model, not a curated record. The transcript has 11 exons. Gene Ontology annotation, biological process: platelet aggregation. Bases 883 to 1956 code for a protein of 357 amino acids. Gene Ontology annotation, cellular component: nucleus. NCBI's taxonomy places the organism in Eukaryota, Metazoa, Chordata, Testudines, Geoemydidae. Gene Ontology annotation, molecular function: fibroblast growth factor binding.
CUGGGACAUGGGCGGGGGGAGGGAAGCGAAGCUGGAACAUGGGCACAAGGCAGGAAAGGGAGAGGUAGGAUGAGAGGCUGGGAGUGGGAGACCCCAACGCACCCCACUCAGGGUUAUGGAAUGUCCCCUCCCCGGGAGACCUCCAAGUGGGCAGGAACAGGGCUGGCCUAGGAGACCAGGAGAAUCCAGCUCCGCAGAAAAUGGGGGCGGCGGAGUGUUUCUUAGGGGUGUUCGCCCCUCGGAGUCAGUGCUGACCCCAAUGCCCCCAGCACAGUGCAGGGAUUCUUACAUAAACACCCCCCCCCGCGCCUCACCCCACGUGGCUGCAUCUCAGCUCCCAGCCAGGGAUCCCUCUAGAACGGAAGGGAAUUUGGCUGCAAUUGAGCUGCUAAAGAGAAAACCGGGGAGUCUGCCCUCUGCACAGCCUCAGAGGGGAGAAAGCUCCACCCCCCCCGCCCCCGAAAUCCUCCCUGGAACUGCAGAGGACAAAGGAGACCCCGGAGACACCAGGUGCAGCCUGCAGAGGGGAGCACCGGGACCCCCCGCAAUUUCCCUAAACCACGUUAAAUCACAGGCUGGAGUAGCGGCAGAUCCAGAUCGGAGUCUGCUCCCCCGCCCCUCCUUCCAGAGCUCGGUACAGAACCCCGGUGUCCUGGCUCCGAGUUGCUCAGCCCCAGAUGGCUCCGCCCCGUGCAGGGUGAUGCGUGCAGCCAUGCUGCUGCUGCGACCUGGAAGCAAACAGCUCCGGGGUCAUAUGGAAAGUGUCAGCUGGGGGACAGCUCCGCAGGCUCCGUGUCUCUUCUCCGGAGGCCAGCAGGGGGCAGCUGGGAGUUGGGGUCCUGCUCCUGGAGCCUUGGCCGGGUUGAAUUGGUGCCUUGGGCCAUGACCAACGACCUGGACAUCUUCGUGGGGAACACCACGCUGAUCGAUGAGGAGGUGUACCAGCUCUGGCUGGAUGGGUACUCAGUGAGUGAUGCAGUGAGCCUGCGGUUGCGCAGCGGGAUCCUGGAGCAGACGGGGGCCACGGUGGACGUGCUGCAGAGCGACACCAUGGAUCAUUACCGCACCUUCCACAUGCUGGAGCGCCUGCUGCACACCCCCUCCAAGCUCAUCCACCAGCUACACUUUCAGAUCCCCCCCUCCCGCCAGGCCAUGCUCAUUGAAAGGUACUAUGCCUUUGACGAGGCCUUCGUGCGUGAGGUGCUGGGCAAGAAGCUCUCCAAGGGCACCAAGAAGGACCUAGAUGACGUCAGCACCAAGACAGGCAUCACCCUCAAGAGCUGCCGUCGCCAGUUUGACAACUUCAAGCGGGUGUUUAAGGUGGUGGAGGAGAUGCGGGGGUCCUUGGUGGAGAACAUCCAGCAGCACUUCCUGCUGUCAGACCGGCUAGCCAGGGACUAUGCUGCCAUCGUCUUCUUCGCAAACAGCCGCUUCGAGACAGGCAAGAAGAAGCUGCAGUUCCUGACCUUUGAGGAUUUCGCUUACUGUGCAGAGCAGAUGAUCCAGAACUGGACACUGGGAGCCGUGGACUCCAAUGUGGACGAUAUGGAUGUGGAUCUGGAUAAGGAAUUCCUGCAGGAACUCAAGGAGCUCAAGGUGCUGAUCGCUGAUAAGGAUCUGCUUGAUCUGCAUAAGAGCCUGGUGUGCACGUCACUGCGCGGGAAGAUCUCGGUGUACAACGAGAUGGAGGCCAACUUCAAGAACCUGUCACGGGCACUGGUCAAUAUGGCCUCCAAGCUGAUCCACACCAAGGACGUGCGCGACUUCUUCAUCGACCUAGUGGAAAAGUUCAUUGAGCCCUGCAAGUCAGAUAAAUGGACCUUGAACGACCUCCGUCUCUUCCUGACGCAGUACAUGACAUCUGCUCACACCUUGGACGCCUUCCGGCACCAGGCUCUCUGGGAUCGGUACAUGAGCACCAUCAAAUCCUGCCUGCUUAAGAUGUACCACGACUGACAAGCAGGGGGAGCCCUGACUGUUUUAAAUGCCCUGCUCUGCCACUGAUCCUUCUGCCGGAUCUCUGUGCCCGUAUUCUGUUUACCUGGACUGCAUCUUGGGAGCCCUGAUGUGAAGCCCCCACCCUCCGCCACUUCCCCAGGGCCGUGCGCUGCCUCCCCCAAGAUUCCCUCUCUCCAUCGUCGGCGUUUUAGCUCAUUUUGGAAAAUAAAUGGAAGAGCCAUUUGUUGGA